GAAUUCUGAUGUGAACGUGUUUUGCGUUUUCACACUGUUGUUCGUUCAAGUAGGUUCUCCAUUUGGCAUACGAUGGCCACGUCUUCUGAUUCUUUUGACUCAGAGGAUGAAUUAGACAAUGAAAUGUGCAUCGGUGGUUAUAGAGGAGACAUUGUUGGAAUCCGCUACUAUCGUGGUACAGUGAACAACAACGAAAUGGUUUCACUUGUGCGCGAACCGCGCAACCCCUAUGACAGAAAUGCUGUCCGAGUUGACAAUGUCUAUGGCAUACAAGUAGGGCAUAUAAAGAAAGAGUUAGCUCUAGCUCUGGCUGAUGUGAUUGAUAGCAAAUUGGUCAGAGUAGAAGGUGUUGUUCCCUUUGGAAAAAACAACAUUUAUACUAUGCCUUGUGACAUUGCGUUUUGGGGGAAACCAGAAAAUGAGCAAGAGGUUAUCCAGAGAAUGCGUCAGCAUGGGUACAUUUUGAAGACAUGUAGAGAGCCAAUACCACAGAGAGGUGGAGUCCCUAGACUUGACCUUCACUCAUGGAUAGGAACUGGUAGACCUCCUUCUAUGAGAAUCUCCCAGGAUCAGAUGACCAGAGAAUUGGACAAGCUAUUCGAAAAGCUUGGGAAAGAGGGCAAGCUGGAAUCUGUGGAACCUGCUGAGGCCAUAAAAUCUGUGUUAUUCCCGCAUCAGAAGCAAGCUCUGGCUUGGAUGAUUGCUCGAGAGAAUUGCAAAGAUCUUCCACCCUUCUGGAAAGAAAGAACUGUUGGGGGCAGGAAAGAAUAUUUCAAUACAGCCACUAACUAUGCAACAGGAACACGGCCCAAAUGUGUGCUUGGAGGGAUUCUAGCUGAUGAUAUGGGACUUGGGAAGACUCUGGAAGUCAUUUCACUUAUUGUCACAAAUUUUUAUGAUGGAAAACCACUGGUUACUUUGGCAAAUAGGAAACCCACUGUGACAAAUGCAUCCAAGCAAAGGAAACAAUUAAAAAAAGGAACAAGCCAAAGGGUAAAGCGAAAGUGGAGGAAUGAAGAAGAAUUUCUGAAUGAUGAGUAUGAUGAGGAAAUUGUUGAGGUCAUUGAUAAGGAUAACUGUGAAAUUGCUGAAGAAGAUGAUAAGGAUGAUGAUGAAGAAUACUUAGUUGAUGUGCCAUUUAACAUGGCCAGUAAAGAAGAUCCGAACUUCAGUCCUGGUAUAGAUUCUUUGAAGAAGGCUUGUAGCUCUCAACCAAUCAGGAGAUCAUCAAGAACCAACAAGAGACCAGUGCGGUAUGUUGAAGCUGAAGUGUCCAGUGAAGAAGAGGACAGUGAUGUUCUGCAGGUUGCUCAGGAUACAAGCAGUGACAUAGACAGGACUGCUCCAAUUCCCUCUUCAGGAAAGAAACCAAGAAAAGUUUUAAAUGAAGAUGAAAAGAUGGAAUACACUCAUACCAAAGAAGAUCAAACAAUACCAAAAAGCAGCAGGAAAAAAACAGCCAGAAAAGAUGCCAAGAAAAAGGUGAAGAGUAACAAGAAAGCAGGGAAAAAAGUUCAAAAUAUGCCAAGAACGGUAACUGAUGUGGACCAAACUAUUGCUGCAAUCAACAAUCCUCCCCUACCAUCUCUUCCACAAGAUUUGGCAUCAACCUCUAAAGAGAAACCAACAGCUUUAAGUACAUGUAGCAGUGUUGUGCAGCAGUUUCCAGCAGUGUCACCUGAUCCUGCUGUGGCAGGGUCGACAAAGUUGAGCAGACAAGAGACUGCAAAGAUGGGACCAAGACCAACUUUGGUUAUCUGCCCAUUGUCUGUGCUAAGCAACUGGCAGUAUCAGUUUGACAAUCAUGUCCAUGUGGGACUGUUGAAUGUGUAUACUUACUAUGGCUCUGAGCGCACAAAGGAUCAAAACUUGCUAGCUGAACAAGAUGUUGUUCUAACUACCUACCAGACGUUAUCUUCUGAAUUCUCCAAGAAAACGUCUGCGCUUAUUGACACACUAUGGCUCAGAGUUGUUCUCGACGAAGGGCAUGUGAUCAGGAACCCCAAUGCCUUGAUGUCAAAAGCGGUCCUUGCCCUGAAGAGUGAACGCCGAUGGGUUAUAACAGGGACGCCAAUCCAGAACUCUGUGAAGGACAUGUUCUCAAUUAUAAGCUUUCUAAAGCUGGAGCCAUUCACAGACAGACAGUGGUGGAGACGAACAAUGGAGAGACCGAUCAGUGAAGGUGAUCAGAGUGCGUUGAGCCGGUUGCAGUCACUAAUGGGAAGUAUUGCACUGAGGCGCACUAAGACACAACAAGUGAAUGGAAAACCGCUGGUGGAACUACCGGACAGACAAGUGUUUGUGCAGCCUGUGGAGUUAUCACUUGAGGAGAGAAAGCUGUACGAUUCCAUGGCUAGAGAGGGAAAACUUGUUAUUGGCAAAUAUUUCAAGACUGGAAAUGUACUUCAGAAUUAUGCUGAUGUGUUGGCGAUUCUUAUGCGGCUCAGACAGCUUUGUUGUCACCCUAAGCUUUGCGCUACAGCGCCUGCGCUGGCCUCAAAAGAAGGCUGCUCCACACCGGAGGAACUCCGCCAGAAGCUGGUAUCCACCCUUGUCACUCUCCUGAGCUCAGGGGCUGAUGAGGAGUGUCCUGUGUGUCUGGACUCACUCUCAACCCCAGUGAUAACCCACUGUGCCCAUGUCUUUUGCCGGAGAUGCAUAGAAGAUGUGAUCAAGACGACAGCUGUGAACCCUCGUUGUCCUCUUUGCCGCGGUAACAUUAGCCAGGAUGUGUUGGUAGAAGUCCCACCGGAGACGGAGGAUGCAGAUGAAAUUGACGGGUCUGAAGAGUGGCACUCCAGUUCAAAGAUUGACACACUGAUGUCUCUCCUGACAAAGCUCAGAAAAGAAGAUCAUUCAGUGAAAAGUCUGGUCAUCUCUCAGUUCACGUCCCUGCUAAACAUCGUUGAGACGCCACUGAAAGCAGAAGGGUUUAACUUUGUUCGAUUGGAUGGCAAGAUGUCGCAGAAGAAAAGAUCUGAAGUGAUAGAAUUAUUUGAUGACCGAGGUCCUGACUCACCUAAAGUGAUGCUGCUGUCGCUGAAGGCUGGAGGUGUUGGACUGAACCUGACGGCAGCUUCCAGAGUUUUCCUUCUUGACCCUGCUUGGAAUCCUGCAGCUGAGGAUCAGUGUUUCGACAGAUGCCACAGAUUAGGACAGACCGAGGAUGUUAUAGUAACUAAGUUCGUUGUGAAAGACUCUGUGGAAGAACGUAUGCUUGAACUUCAGAAGAAAAAGAGGGAAUUGAUGGCAGGAGCGUUUAAUACCAAAUCAACUGCAGAAGAUAGACGACAACAGAGAAUUCGAGACGUUAGAACACUCAUGGACUUUUAGACUUGACCUGUUCUUUUUAGAUAUUCAUAUCUCUCGUCUUCAUUACGGCCUUACCAUUACUGGUUUACACCUUUGAUAAGAUGAAAAAUCACAUGGAUGAGAAGAGAUAUGAAAACAUUUUCUCUCGUAUGGCACCACACCUUAGUUAUUUUGUUUUGUUGUUUAACGUCUAAGUAUUCUGUAGCUUGAACUCUACCCAGGUUUGAACCGAACAGAUCUGUUUUUAAAUCUUCUGCUCGUUCUUGUUACAUUUUAAAGGGUAUGAGAAAUAAUAUUUUGCUUCCGAGUGCCUUUUUCUGUCGGUUAGUUAAUCUGACCAAAGUUCCAGUUGAAUUUUAAAAAAUAUUAUACGUAUUUUGAUCGUUGUUAAAAAGUUUUGUGAUCGACUAGACAUGUAAAGAAAUUUUUUCUGUGUUAUAGAAUAUGAUAUUUGCAAAAGUGUCCAGCAUCGACUUGAUAUGUUCUUUAUUUUACCGAAUUCAUAGUGGUCACA
This is a messenger RNA of Pocillopora verrucosa, 3826 nucleotides long. RefSeq names its product helicase-like transcription factor. NCBI's taxonomy places the organism in Eukaryota, Metazoa, Cnidaria, Anthozoa, Scleractinia, Pocilloporidae. Gene Ontology annotation, cellular component: nucleus. Gene Ontology annotation, molecular function: ATP-dependent chromatin remodeler activity; zinc ion binding; nucleic acid binding. The record is from RefSeq and is a predicted model, not a curated record. Gene Ontology annotation, biological process: DNA repair.